Lasiosphaeria miniovina is the source of this 1335-nucleotide messenger RNA. RefSeq lists its product as uncharacterized. The transcript has 2 exons. Lineage: Eukaryota; Fungi; Ascomycota; Sordariomycetes; Sordariales; Lasiosphaeriaceae. The record is from RefSeq and is a predicted model, not a curated record. The coding region runs from base 324 to 899 and encodes 191 amino acids.
UACGGCCUUGUUCUUUCGAUUCCAUCCCGCCAACCUCGCCUAUAGCUAUCCUCCCCACGCAGCCAGACCACAACGACGACCUCCAUUUCCCUUCGCCAUUUGCAGAUUUUCUUUUUGCUCAUCGCCUUCGCUCUAACCACGGCCAAGCCCUUCUUCGACACUUUGUUGAGAGUUUCAUUGCUGCAGGUUGUUAUUGUUUCAAAAGUUGGGUUUUAGUGCCACGAGCUCCGCCCUCCGCAAAGCAAGCACGCCACCACAUACCAUCUGUCUGGACGAUUUUGCCUUCAGGAGUGCAGCGAUCUACUCUUUUGCCAAUAACCAUAAUGUCUUCGUACUACUACAACGUACACCACCAGCAGCCAACACCACCGGCGGCAUCGGCGGUCUCGCACAGCCAUCAUGGCGGCCGGAACCGGAGAGCGCCGAGGCUAUCCGUCUCGCAGAACCCCCACAAGCAGUUCCGUGGUGUCAGAAGUAUGAAGGAGCUCACCGAGUCGGUAUCUCUAAACAGCUUCCGCAUGAAGUUCGAGGCUUGCCGGUCCUUCGACCUCGAGGACGACUUGGAAUUUUGCCCCGGUUUGUUGACAGAGAGCGAUCUCGUCUCCAUACACAGCUCAUCGUCGGAGCGAUCCUCAUUGGCGAGUAACUCGCCACAAAGCUCGCCAACACAACAACCCACUACUGUUGCGCCGGCCUUCUCGCUUAACUCCACCUCGCCGGCGUUUAUCCCGCCGCAAUACCAAAGUCAACACUCGGCCUUGAAACUCCACCAACCAUCGGCCACACGCACACGUAAUGCCAUCCCCAUCAUCAACCCUGCCACCGGCAUCAGCAUGUCGAGCCCGCCUCCAUCAGUGUCGCCCGCUAGGAUGCAGCAGCAUAUCGGUCGGCGAUGGUAAGGUGUCGAACGUCUCGUUUCUGUGGCCACUUGGCGAGACCGAGGCAUCUUCACCGUCGUCGCCGUUGCAAUUAGGUUACACAGACCCACGUGCAUUCACUCGUUAAUGCAGCUGUUCAUCUUGGCGGGCACCGACAUCAAGUAGCAGGCAUCGAUAUCUUUCCCCUAGCAGGCAGGGCGACAACCACAAUACCGAGACCUACCAGGGUCCUAGCAUCCCGGUUGGCGACACUCGACACCUCGACCUGUACAAACAUCCUUAAUCGACAUAUGCUCCUCUUUCAAGGCGGAAAUUUGACAUAUUCAGAUGGCGCGAUGAAAGACGAUUGAUACCUCUUCGUUGUUGUUUAUUCGAACUACCAAAAACUUGGUGCGGUGUUCGGCCUCGCAAGACGGAGGCUGCAUUUUUCCCUAAUUGGACGAACGGGCGUUUUCAC